AUGAGUGAUGAUGACUUUUUUCAAGAUAAAGGUAGUUGCUCAUUGCAAUAUAUUAAAUGUAAAACAAGUACAAAAAUAGAUGAUAUAUUAAAAAGGCGAAGAGAUAAAAAAAUUAAAGAGGAGGAGGAGGAGGAGGAACAGGGCAAUUACUCAAGAGGAGGUACCUUAUUGAAAUUUCAGAAAAAUGAAAAUACUGGUGUAAUAUUUAAUAUCGGUAAGGGGAACAACAACGAUGGUAAGAGUAUAAAUGAGGAUAGAAGGAGUGGCAGUAGGAGUGGCAGUAGGAGUAGCAGUAAUAACGGUGCUAGUAACGGAAGCAAAAUAGGUAGUCGUAAUGGAAGUAGUAACGGAAGCAUUAGCGAACAUAGAGAGAGCUCAGAAAAGCACUGUACAAAUAAAGAUGGUAAGAAGUUGUUAUCAUUUAACAACUCGAAUAAGUACGAAAUGAAAGAAUAUUCUUCUAAGGGCAAUAGUUUCAAAAGAACAUAUAACAAAUACUAUUCAGAUAAAAGUAUAUAUGAACAUAAAAAUGUGAACAAUUAUUCGAAACAAUGUUAUUCUAAUAUAUAUAAUAAGGAUGAAGGCAAAACUAUAGGGAAUUAUUCCCAAGAUGGUAAACAUUAUAAUACCAUGGACGAUAUAAGAACAAGUGCUGUAGAUAAUGAUACAUUACAUGAUAAAAUGUUGAAAAAAGAAGUAAAAAGCUGUAAUAAUAUAUCGACAUUUCAAAUUGCAAAUAGUAAAUUAAUGCAUGUAAAUUCGUUAGGAAAUCUACGGGAUUAUGAAAAUAAUAGAAGCGGUAGUGGUUAUCUUAAAAACGUGUAUGAAGAGAAAGAAGAAGAUGUAAAUAUUUAUUUAAAAAACAAUCUAAACGUUCUUAAAACCCCUAGCACUGAACUAAUUCUAAAUAGAAUAAAAAGUAAUGACGAUAGGGACUAUAAAAAGGGAGAUAACUGCCCAAAAGACUACGAUGUUGAUGAUGAUGAUGAUGAUAGCAAGGAUGGGCUUUUUACGAAUUUAAACAAGAUAUACUUAAAUGAUGUAGAUAUAAAUAAAACACCCACGAAGAGUUUUUCAAGAAGCUAUUUUGAAUAUUUAAAAUUCGAAACAGCGGGAAAAAUGAAUAUGAGCGAGUUAGAAACACCUGCAAAUCUAAAAGACGAAAAAGAAGAAGAUACUACAAACACUCCGUUUAUAACAUACUACUUGGCUGGGAAAACUGUGAAUAGUCAGGUAAGUGAGGAGGGGAAAAAUGAAGGAGAUGGAUUACGAGGUAACCCUUAUGAUAUCGAAAAGAUGUGUACUACCAACAAAGAAACUGAAAAUGUGUCUAGUAGUUAUCUUUUGAAUCAUUCUAAUACGUAUGAUAGAAAAAGUUUAAAGCAUUACGAUUUGCAAAAAAAAGUAGACAUCAUAAGAGGAGGGGGAGAACCUUUCAAGGACAAUGAAAAGAUCAUUUCCAAUGAAAAAUUCCUAGCAUGUGCUGGAGAUAACAACGACAACGACAACGACAACGAUACACGAAAUAACAAUCAUGUUGCUUGUAACAGGGAUUUAUGUGAUGGUGAUAUUUUUAAUAAAACGUUUAGUUGUUCAAAAAAAUACAAUUUUAUAAAAACGAAAGAGGAAUAUGAGGCUAUGCUUAAAGAUAAGGAGACCACAAACGGGCUGCACGUGCAUGCAAGCAGUAGGAAAAUCCUGUCGAAUAAUUAUAACAAGAAUAGCAAUAAAAGCAGCAAUAAUGUUAGCGGUAGUGGUAAUGAUGUCAGUUUUACUGAUAAAUACUUCUCCUUUAACCCGUAUAAUAUAAUGAAUACAAAAUCUUUUAAAGCCGAUUUUUUUAAGGAGUCAAAGGGUAGUAACAAGGGAAGUAUUGAAUUUGCUCCUAAAUGUAAGAGCGAAUUGCUAUGUUAUGGGGUUCAGGAUAAAAUGGAUUCUGAAGAGGUAUGGAAAGGCAUUCAACCUUUAAAUUCGGGGAAGGUGAACCAUCACAGUAAGUUUAAUGAAGAGAAUAACGUUAAGAUAGAUGGUAUCUAUUCAUUCUCAUUUAAUACAAAAAAACCUAAUGAUGAAGUGAGUCACGAUAGUAUUUAUAGAGAUACAACAUUAGUCAGUGAAACCUUGAGGAAACGAGCGAAUAUCGAUGAUCUGAGUAAAGCUCUUACUACGACUAGAAGUUACAGUGAUAGAAAUAUGAAGGACUCUCGUGUUAAGAUAUACAGAAAUUCAGGCACAGAUGCUAACACUAUGGGUGACUCUAACCCCUUUAAUGAUUUAAAGGGGGGUGGAAAUUAUACAGAUGCUCCUGGCAAAGAAAAUGAUGAAAAAAAUGGUGUAGAAAAUGGAGAAGAAAAUGGAGAAGAAAAAUAUGAUCAGUGGUACAGUGACAAAAUAAGGAACGUAGAACAGUGCAUUAGUGAAAGUAAAAAAUAUAUAUUUAAAAAAGAAAACAUCACGAAUGAUGGAAGUGCAUUAGAUAAGGGGGAACAACCUCAACCAGUAGGUGUGGAGGAUGUAUUCCUUGCAGUAAGCGCAGGGAAUUGUGAGAAUAUCCACAAUAUGUACCAUAGGAGCAACGGAAGGAUCGACAAGAACGGCAUGAAUGCCAUUGGCAGCUUCGAUGCGAACGUUGUCAAUGUUGGAUUUGACCGAAACUAUGACGGGUAUAAUCACCUAAAGGAGAGUGGAGAAAGGAAAUUCUAUUCGAAUAAUUAUGAAAAGGUUCUAAGUAAGAGUCGAUAUUGUGACGAUCUAGGAAACGUGAUAAAUAAUCCACAAGAGAAAAAAAAUAUGACCAUAGAUAUUAGUAGAAUUAAUAAAGGAAUUCAUUACGUGAAUAUGCAUGUAAAGGAUGACAAGGACAUUAUUCAACAAGUGGAUGUACAUGGAGGAGAUAAUAAAAUAUAUAAAAAAGGAUCGAACGAUUCUGUAGAGAAUGAAUAUGCCAUAUAUAAUAACGGAAUGAAUGAUAACUAUUGCUUAAAUAUGCAUGAUGAGUUAAACUUAAAAGGAAAAAGGAUAUUUUCAGUAAAUGAGGUAGGCAGUAUGAACAGUAACAUAAACUGUAAUUAUCAUAGUAUUAAUAAUUAUAAUAAUAAUAAUAAUAAUAAUAAUAAUAAUAAUAAUAAUAGUGCUACUAUCGAUCAUUCAAUUCAAAAUGUGAUGAACGAACACAAGGAUGGUAAAAUACCCCCUUAUAAUAUUGCUAGCUAUAAUAAUGCUGGUUAUAAUACUGCUAGUGUAGACAAGAAAGAGGGUUUGAGUAAUAUAUGUAAUAUGUGUAAUAUAAAUAAAGAAGUAGAUGAUGCAAAAAUAAUCAAUUUUUGCAAUGUUUGUGUAGGAGGAAAAGAAGCUUACUCAUGUAUAAACAAAAAUCUUACAAACGAGUUAUGCGAAACAGCAGAUUUUGGAUGCAAGGAAAACAGUGACACAUAUGAAUUCAGAAAUGAUGAUAACACCAUUAGAAUAAUAAGUGGUAAUAGUAGUGGUAGUCGAAACAGCAGUAUCAACAACAAUUAUAAUAAUAAUAAUCAUAAUCGUAAUAAUCAUAAUAAUAAUAAUCAUAAUAAUAAUAAUCAUAAUAAUAAUAAUCAUAAUAAUAAUAAUCAUAAUAAUCAUAAUAAUCAUAAUAAUAAUAAUCAUAAUAAUAAUAAUCAUAAUAAUUACCAUUUGCAGAACGGUGAGAUGGUCAAUGGAAAUAAUUUAAGGCAGUGCUGGUUUGAUUACAUGAAUAGAAAUAUUAAUAACAUAAGUGCGGAUGAUAUAAAAAGUAUGCUCUUUCAUAAUAAUACUCAAAGCGUGAAGAAAGAAAAUGGCGCAUUACCAAUUCACGUUUUUUCGAAAGACGGAAAUGAUGAAGCUUUAAAUGAAUUUAUCAUUCAACAGAUAAAGGGUAGCGUAAGUGAUGUUAUUGAAAAGAUGCUCAACAGUAAACAGAAAAAUGUGUUACAGAAAAUAAAUGACAUAGGUGUAGAGAGGAACAGAAAUGCAAACGAAUCUUUCUCAAUACUUCAUGGUGAUACCAGCGGAAGAGGAGAAGAAAGGUAUAACCUUACCAGUUGCACUAAUUGUCCAAGUGAUGAAAACGACCAUUUUGAAGGGGAGCGUGAGCAGGAGCAGCGGAAGGGGAUGCAGCAGAGGAUACGGAAGAGGGUACAGAAGGAGAACGAACAAAGCAAGGAUGAAGAGACAAUAUGUACAAGUACUAAUAAACUAAAAUGUGGAAACAGUGACGGUAACAAUGAAGAUAAUAAUGGACUUAAUAACAGAAGUGAUGGUAAGAGCAAAGGGAUUUCUUCCCCGACAGACGAAGAAAAAGUAGAAACAGAAUGCUCAUAUAAUCAGUGGGGAAAAGUAGAUUACGCAAAUGCGCCUAUAGAGGGAGGAGAAAUAGUGAAGAAGGAGGAAAAUAUAGACAUAUCAAAUGACAACAUGGUAAAGUUUAAUGAUGAGGACUAUCAAGAAAUUAAUAAACUAAAUAACCACCUAAAAAUGAGCAAGGUGAGUAAAAGAAUUGAAAUUAAGAAGGACGAAUUAGAGAAUAAAUAUAUUAAUUGGAAGAAUAUAUUAUACAACUGCAUUGAUAUAAUAUACUAUUUAACAAAUGAGAAUAAUAAAAAGAAUAAUAAAAUGAAUAGCUUAUUAAGCGAAAUAAAUAAUAUUAAUGAAUAUGAAAAGAAAAUCGAAUAUUUAAACAAAGAAAAUGAAAAACUAAGAGUCGAAAUAGUACAAAAAAAUGAAACAAUAAAAAUGAAGGAUAUUAAAGAGAGAACAAAUCUGAACAACAAAAUAACAGAACAGUUAAAAAAAAUUACAAGUUAUGAAAAAGAUAUAAAUAUAUAUAAAAAUAAAAUAAACAAAUUAAAUAACAAGAUAAUAUUUAAAGAUAACGAAGUUGAAAAGGUAACAAAACAGUACCAUGCUAUUUUGGAUGAAAUAGAAAAAUGCAAAAAAGAUGCGAACAAUGUUGUGAAGAAAAUGUUAAAUAAGAAGAGCACCAAUUUAAUGGAUAAGCAAUGUUUGGACAUUUCCAAAUAUUAUGAAAUUCAAAUUAGUACUCUUAACAAAGAGGUUAAAAGUUUGAGGGACCUUGUCAAAAGUGAGGCAAAGGAGAAAAUUAUAUUGACUAAAAGAGUUAAGUUAUUGGAGCUGAGGUGUGGAACUAAGAAGGGGGAAAAGGCGGGGCAUAACUCCGGCAGAAGUGGAAGAAGUGAAAGUAGAGGAAGUGAAAGAAGCGGAAGCAGUAAAAGCAACAGAAGUGAUACAAGUAGCAACAACAUAAGAAGACGCACUAAGUGUAGCGGAUGUAAUAUUAGUGACAAGGAGGAUGAAGUGCAAAGUAGGAAAAAAGGAACAGUGAAGAAGAAGCCUCCAGGGGAUGAAGAUUGCGCCAAGUUAUCAAGCGAAGAAAGAAGUUUAAAAAAGAACAAAAGCGAGAGAGGGAUAAGCAGCAGUUACGCAGAAAAAAAGGGAGAUGAAAAAAAUUAUGAUCUGAUAGAGGAAGGUAAGUACAAAAGGAUGUAUCAGAAUUUAGUGGAAGAAUUGAAUGAAAUGAAAAAAGAUUUUGAGAAUCAGAAUAUGUUACAUGCGAAAAAAAUUGAACAGUUGGAACAACAUCAAGAGAUACAAAAUAUUAAGAAUCAAUUAAAUGCAUCUGAAAAGAUUGUUGAAGUGUAUCAAAAUAUAUUCAGAGAAAAUGUGAAUUAUAUAAAGAAUGAUAAUUUGCAUAAAAUAGUUUAUAAUAAUGAAACAAUUGAUGAGUUCUCGUCCCAUGGCGCAAAAAAGAAUAGCUAUAUCAACGUAAGCACCUGUGCAAAAGAUAGCUGUAAUUUAACAAAUACUGAAAAUGUGAACAGUAGCACAAAUGUGAAUACAAAUAUAAACGGAAAUAUGAACACAAACAGGAAUAACUACGAUUAUUUGAGUGAAUGUAAUAACCUGUUUAUUCAAAAUACGGGUAUUAAAAUAAAUGGCAAGUCAUAUUACCACAAUUUAACAAAUUCCAGUGGGUCAGAAUUAACAAAGAAGGUGUCUCAUCUGUAUAAUGAUACUAGCAAACUUCUUAAUCUCCCCUAUGAUAUAAGUAGUAGCCUAGUGAACGCUGUUAACAAUAAUGGUAAAGUAAUAGAAAAUAAUAAUUACCUAAAUGAUUUUGUAAAAAUGUACAUAGAGAAUACCCCAAUGGAUGAAUUGCUUUGCGAUUUUAAAAAUGAUAUAAACGAAUUAAAAAAACAAAAUAAAACAAAACAAAACAAUUAUGAAAAAAUUUUUGACAAUAAUAGUAUGAAGGUGCUGUUCAACAAUUUAAUGAAUUAUGAAAAAGUUCAACUAAUUAAUAUAUUUGUAGAUAUUUGUAGUGAUUUAAAAACUGACAACAUAUUUGUUAUAGUUCAGUUUGUGAAAUUUUUAUCCUUUAUUGUGUAUAGACAGUUCCCCUUAUUCACUUCAUUUUAUUAUGAUGUUGCCUCAAUCGUUUCAACAAAUUCUGCAAAAUUUGAUGAAUGUAUAAAUAUUAUAAAAAAGUGGAAAAGUUGUUAUAUAAAUGGUCAAAAAUAUCAUAUUUUUAGAAGAAAUGUUUUAUUAAUUUUCCAAUCCGAUUUAAAAAAUGUUAAAAAAAGUGAGAUAGACAAUAAAUGCAUGGAUAUUAUGAAAACCCUUUAUCGAAAGAACUUGGAAAUGUCCAAGUACUCCAAUGAUUCGUUUGAAAAGGCGGAAUAUAUACUAAACAAACAUUCAAAAGAAAUUAUUAGUAAAAUUAUAAAAACGUACAUGAACCUUUACAACAUAGAAAAGAUCAGCAACAUCAUUUCGCACAUGAAUUCCAUGAACUCAAAGCUAAAAACACAGUCUUAUUUUAUUAGAUCCAUAUCGUCUUGUUUAAAUUUGAAUAAAACGGAUAAUUUUCAGGAGAUUGAAAAUAGAAUAAAGGAAUUAGCGGCGACAAAGGGAGUUAACGAAAAAAUAAAGAACAGAAUAAACGUAGAAGAAAUCGACGAAUAUUUGGCCGCUUACACAAUCAUGGGUACCCUAAAGAAAUACUUGAACAUUACGCUUACUAAGGAUCUUUUGCCGUCUAUAUCAAAAAUCAUUCAGAAAAAUAAAUCAUCCUUAUGA
This is a messenger RNA of Plasmodium malariae, 7113 nucleotides long. Its product is annotated as conserved Plasmodium protein, unknown function. The coding region runs from base 1 to 7113 and encodes 2370 amino acids. Lineage: Eukaryota; Apicomplexa; Aconoidasida; Haemosporida; Plasmodiidae. The transcript has 5 exons. The record is from RefSeq and is a predicted model, not a curated record.